Messenger RNA from Cyclopterus lumpus (lumpfish), 9052 nucleotides. RefSeq names its product serine/threonine-protein kinase WNK2. Gene Ontology annotation, molecular function: chloride channel inhibitor activity; ATP binding; protein serine/threonine kinase activity. Gene Ontology annotation, biological process: negative regulation of sodium ion transport; intracellular signal transduction; positive regulation of sodium ion transmembrane transporter activity. Bases 296 to 7960 code for a protein of 2554 amino acids. Gene Ontology annotation, cellular component: cytosol; cytoplasm. NCBI's taxonomy places the organism in Eukaryota, Metazoa, Chordata, Actinopteri, Perciformes, Cyclopteridae. The transcript is spliced from 28 exons. The record is from RefSeq and is a predicted model, not a curated record.
CACGCCUGUCGGUGUCCGGCAGAGCUGACGUGAGUUUUUAGCCGAGGUUUUUUUCUUCUUCUUCUUCUUCUUUUUGAACAGAGGUAAGAAGCAGUAGCAGCUCGUGAUAAUCGGAUGAAAUCUCGCCCGCCACCCAUCCCACCGUCGUCAGGGGCCUCUGCCGGCAAACUGCGUCACCGAGCGGGCGCCGCAGGUAUUCGUCUCUAAAUCUGCACGUUGGGAAACGUCCGGGCCAUGGCCCGAAUGACCUGGAAGCCCAAGUGACUGCACUUUUAAAAACAACAAAUACGCCGCCAUGGAGCCGGAGGCUUACUCUGAGCACCGCCGAGAACAGAAUUAUCCACCCGCGCCCGACUCUCGGCAUGAUCUCCCCGCGGACAUGCAGGAGGCCGCGGGUAACGGGAGCCUCCGUCCUGUGGACUCGGAGGUGAGAGGCGGGUGUGACCCCAGUGACCCUUCCUGCAGCUAUCAGAGCAAUGUGCACCAGAGGUUCAUCAGGAGAAGCCUGUGGUUCUCGGAGGCCGACGAGCAGACCUUCGAAACGCCCGAGUGCGAGAGCAGGAACAAAGUCCUGAACAUAAACCUGCGGACCAUAGUGGAUAGGACGCGGGGGACCAGCUGUGGGAUACGGGAAGGCUCCAGCACCGAAAGCCAAGGCGGGCAAAAGGACAGCGCGACGGAGAGCGCCAGUGCCGACGAGGACAAGGAUAAAAGCGGAGAGGCCUCGACCCUCGUCGCGUGCAACGAUGGCGGUAAAGCCGCCGUCAAGGCCGCCAGUGAGGAGAACGAGGAGGAGGCGGAGAUGAAAGCUGUCUCCACAUCCCCGGGGGGAAGGUUCCUCAAGUUUGACAUAGAGCUGGGGAGAGGGUCCUUCAAGACGGUCUACAAGGGCCUGGACACUGAGACCUGGGUCGAAGUUGCCUGGUGUGAGCUGCAGGAUCGCAAGCUGUCAAAGGUGGAGCGUCAGCGCUUCAAGGAGGAGGCAGAGAUGCUGAAGGGUCUUCAGCAUCCCAACAUUGUCCGCUUCUAUGACUUUUGGGAGUUGCCCCUCAAAGGGAAGAAGUGCAUUGUGUUGGUGACGGAGCUCAUGACGUCAGGAACGCUAAAGACCUAUCUGAAGCGCUUCAAGGUAAUGAAGCCAAAGGUGCUGAGGAGCUGGUGCAGACAGAUCCUGAAAGGCCUUCACUUCCUGCACACCAGGACCCCUCCCAUCAUCCACAGGGACCUCAAAUGUGACAACAUCUUCAUCACCGGACCCACCGGCUCGGUCAAAAUAGGGGAUUUGGGACUGGCAACACUCAAGGCGGCCUCCUUUGCUAAGAGCGUCAUAGGCACCCCAGAGUUCAUGGCGCCGGAGAUGUACGAAGAACACUACGACGAGGCCGUGGACGUCUACGCCUUCGGCAUGUGCAUGCUAGAAAUGGCCACCUCGGAAUACCCCUACUCGGAGUGUCAGAACGCCGCUCAGAUCUACCGCAAAGUCACGAGUGGAGUGAAGCCAGCCAGCUACAACAAGGUCAUGGAUCCUGAAAUCAAGGAGAUUAUUGGAGAGUGUAUCUGCCAAAAGAAAGAGGAGCGGUACACCAUCAAGGAACUGUUGAACCACGCUUUCUUCGCGGAGGACACGGGUGUGAGGGUGGAGCUGGCCGAGGAGGAUGAUGGGAAAAAGGACUCGAUGGCCCUGAAACUUUGGGUGGAGGACCACAAGAAGUUAAAAGGGAAGUACAAGGAGAGCGGAGCCAUCGAGUUCACCUUUGACCUGGAAAAGGAGGUCCCCGAGGUUGUGGCACAGGAAAUGGUGGAGUCUGGCUUCUUCCACGAGAGUGAUGCGAAGACCGUGGGAAAGUCGAUCAGGGACCGCGUGGCACUGAUCAAAUGGAGGCGGGAGAGAACCGUGUCCGCCGCGGUUCCAGUGGAUCACGGUGAAGCGGGCCACAGGGUCCAGAUGACGCCAUCUCAGGGCAUCGCCGCCGGGGCUGCACACGCGGGACAGCCCUUGCUGGAACCGGAGGAGCCAGAGGCAGACCAGCACAACAGGCUGCGUAACCUGCCAGCCAGUGGCACCUCGGUGACGUCAGACGGCACCAUCGAUAGUGGCGUGGGCUCCACUGUGUACUCAGACUCCCACAGCAGCCAGCAGAGUGUCCUCUACCAGUCCCUGCUGGAGCCUAUUACUAUGGCAACACAGCAGUGCCAGAGCAUGAGCCCCUUUCUACCAGAUCGACCUCACUCCUGUGAAAAGGGCGAAGUGUGGGGGGCGACACUGAGCCCGGAGCUCAGGACCCGUUUGGGAGCUGCGACCCGGAGAGGAAGCGCCCCAGUUAUUGACACUCGCAGCGCGAACCACAUUGCUCAACUCCACGCGCUCAUUCAGUCGCGGAGAUCCAUCAGUCCCACCCCGACGGCACCGGAGAACCUUCUGGAACCCUCCGAGUGCCGCCGCUUUGGUGACGCCGCCGUCGGACCGCCACCCGACGCCACCGGCGAGAUCUCGCUUGUGCCGAGUGGACGGAGACACUCUGACCUCAGCAGUCUUCUGAGUCUAGCCGCGCAUCACAGUCACCAUUUUGGGACGUACAGUGGCCACGUGUGCCAGGCUUGCCUCUCUCUGCUUCUUCUGAGGGCACGGGAAGGGUGCCACCGCCGUCCUUUCGUCGCCAUGCCAACGCACCACUCUCCUUGGGACUUGAGGCAAAACCCUUCCUCUGUCGGAGCGAUGGCCACGCCCCCCGGUUACGGACGGCUGAAAGGUCUGAGUGAUUGUUCCGAUUUCUCACUGCUGCAGCAGUCCCUGUUCAAUAUAAUCGGCCGCAAAGCCGCCCCUGGUCUCGCCACGCCCACCCAGGCCUCCCCGCCGCGGUCCUCCGCUGCCCACAGGCCCGCACGCAACGAUGGAGACGCCAGCCUGAAGAGUCCUCUGCUGUGUGGCGGUUUGGUCGAGGACCAAGAACCCGUCCGGGACUGCGAGGACAGACUCUGUGCCAGAGAGCAGCGAGUUACCAGAGCUGUGGGAGUGGCCGGUUCAGCAGGUCACCACGCUCAGCCAUCUGCACACGUCCUGCCGUCUUCCAGCACAUCGGUGCACGCGCCGCUGCAGUACCUCCAGCCUGGACAGAGUUACCCUCCUGCUCCAUAUUUUGGCCAACACGGUGCCGCAGCACCAACUCCAGCUAGUCCGUGCUCGGUCAACAUCCAGCAUACAGCCAGUGCUGCUAGCUACACCCCCACAAGUGUGCAGCAAGUUGCAGCAACUAUUUCAGCAUCAGCAGUGCAGCAACAUGUUGCACAGAGCUACCAAGCACCGGGCCACCAGCAGCAGGCAGCAGCGGCAAGCUCCUUGACUUUUCCUUUGAAUGUGCAACAAACGUGUCAGAGCUGCGUGGCCCCAACUCAACAGCAGGCUCACCCUGCAUCAGGAUAUCCCACUCCAGGUCCGCAACAGACUGCAGCGUCCGCCCUGACGGCGCAGCAGCCAGCACAAGGCUACCCUCUUGCAUCCGCAGCCCCGACUAUUGCAGCCGUGGCCCAGUGUCACCCGACACAUGCGCCCGGGGCACUGCAACACGUCCACGCCGCAGUCAACCUGCCAAGUCAGCCGCCUGGUCCGAGCUCCUCCACACCAGCACUUUACAGCCAACAGAUAGCCAUUCAACAAGAGCACCAACUGAAUACUCAGACCAACAUACAACUGACGCCACAUGCUGGGCCGGCUUACGUUCAGCCUCAACUCCAGCACAACCAGGAAGCUCUGCACACCAUGCACCAACAAAUGGCACAACAGCCUACCGCCCGUCUGUCUCAAAGUCAGCAGGAGUUGCACGCCCUAACGCUACAGAAGCACAGUCAGACGGCCAUGCAGACCGCGGUUCCCCAACAGAGCCAGGAUGUAUCCCAGUCUACAGGCCAACAGCUUCAGACCCCGGCUUCUCAACUUCAUCGGACGGCGCCCCCGCCGGUGCAGGUUGAAGCCACGCACCAGAGUUACCCUGCGGUCGGUCUACCCGAUGCGGCCUCGCAGAGCUACGCACAUCCUGCCCUCGGUCCGCCUCAGAGCCAGUACCUGUCUUCUUCUGCUCCACAGACCUACGGAGCGCAACAGUUUCAACCCUAUCUUUGCAUGGCUGCUGUCCUGAACCAGAAUAUUCCUGCUGGUCAUAGCAUUUCACAGCUUGGACAAGAUGGACAGGGCCACGGGCAGAGUGUCAGCCAGUCGGCUUCAAGUGUGCCCGCCCAGGUACCGCCUGCCCAACUGGGAUCUGGCCUCCGACAGCUCCAACCUCUGCAGAUUUCAAACCCGCUACCCCCAACACAUCCAUCCCAGGCGCAGCUCAGCCAUCCCGAGCUCGUCCCAUCUGCUCAGCUCAGCCAGCCCGUCGUCUUCUCCUCACCUUUGCAGAACGGGUCCGACGUGGGCCCGGUCACCGCCGCUGCCCAGCUGGACAACAAGAACCCGUGCCAGCUGGCCCCGCAGGCCCAGAGUCAGGUCCAGAGCCAGAUUCCUGCACUGCAGCCCUCUGACUCUCAGAAAGCAUUAUCUGGGUCUGCCAGUUUCAAUCUGACUCAGCAGAAACAGCUCGGUAGUCUCACCGGAGCUGCAGGUCAGGGUCCAACAGAGACUAACGCGGAGGAUCAAGCAGCAGAGAAACACACUGGAGGACAGAGCUACGACAGGUACCAGCUUUAUUCCCAUCAGUCAGGGAUCCUCACAGUUCAAAGCGUCAACUCCGACGCCACCUCGGGGAAGGAGAUGAGCGACGGCUGCGAGGGGACCCACGGGGGCAAAGUCCGCAAGCACCACCGCAGGUCCACGCGCACCCGAUCUCGGCAAGAGAAGAUCAGCAGGCCGAAGCUCAACAUGCUCAACGUGUGCAACACUGGCGACAAGAUGGUGGAGUGUCAGUUGGAAACGCACAACCACAAGAUGGUCACUUUCAAGUUUGACCUGGAUGGCGACGCACCGGAAGAGAUUGCGACAUACAUGGUGGAGAAUGACUUCAUCCUGCCUGUGGAAAGAGAAGUGUUCAUCGAGCAGCUCAAGGACAUAGUGGACAAGGCCGAGGACAUGCUGAGCGAGGACACCGAGGGCGAGAAGACCUCCGACCAAGGAGGCAGUCCCAAACAGAGCGAGAGCGCUCCGGGAACGGAGGGAUUGAAGGCUUCUGCACCCAGCACACCGCAGCCGGUGUACCAGCAAAAUGUCCUCCACACUGGCAAGCGCUGGUUCAUCAUCUGCCCCGUGGCUGAGACGCCGAUAUUGGACAAAGAGAAGACGCCAUCUCACGCCUCUACAGCACAGGAAUCUGAAAAGGCUGCGUCCUCAUCAGUCAGGCCCAACGGCAUUGCUACGGCAACCCCAGUCGCAUCCGUAUCCUCCCGAAGCCCGGCAUCAUCCUCCUCCUCCUCCUUGUUGCCCCCUGCAGCGCAGGCCUCAGUUCAACCUCAAGACCCGAACAUCGACGUGACCCGGAUCCAGCAGCCUCAGCCCUGUGUGAACAAACACCCCCUUGCCGCUGGCGGCGCCGGCCGUCACAACUUCCUUCCCGUGGAAGAGCCUUGCAUCACCGCCGUCUCCAUGGUGACGGACAUUCCGUGCUGCGCUAUUGUGCCGCCCGGCUCUCUGGAUGUGAACGCUUUUGAUAAAGGAGCGGCCGGCGGUUCGACCUCUUCCCAAACGAAUCAGCCCAAUCAGAAGGCCAGUAGUCCCUCUGGAGAACUAGCCCCUCAGCUGGCCUGCCAUCAGUCUGUGGUGCUGCAGCAGCCCUACGCCACGCCCAUGCAGCCCGGCACGGUCACCUCUCAGCCCCAGAGUCCGGCGCACCAGACCCCGCAGAACUCCCAGUCGUCGAGCCACCAGCAGCCGGCGAGCGGGGGGCCGGGCGAGUCGGACAGCGAGGGUCCGCGCAGGGUGGAGUUCGCAGACCGCACCAUCAAGACUCUGGACGAGAAGCUGAGGAACCUGUUGUACCAGGAGCACGCUCCCUCACAGCCCGCCAGCGCUGCGUCCGACACCCAGGUCUCCGGUACAGAGGGAGUCGGCUCGCCUCCGGUCUCAGACGGCCAGAGCUCCGAGGGGGCGCAUACGAAGAAGAAAGGGGAGCUGCUGCCUCAGAUUCCUGAGCGCACAGAUAGCGUGGGUGCGCUAAGUGACUCGGCAGUGGCAGCCACUAACCGGGUUUCCAACAGAAGAGACGGGACCGCCGGCUCCGGUUCAUCUGGCUCCAAAAGCCGUUUUCAAAUCAUCCCCACUCCGCCGGAUGUCAUCUGCCGUUUAGAGAAAUGCAAGAAGAGUGGCAGCACCUGCAGUUCUCUGGCACCCUCUAGUGGUUCUGCAGGGUCGUACAGCCAGUCCCAGUCCCAGUCCAAGGACGGGAAAGACGAGGACUGCGCGUCCGUGGUCAAAUCCCCUGCGACGGCUGCAGGAACGUCCAAACCGACCGGUAGUAACCGCUACUCUGCCCCACCGAACCUAUACCGGGCCACCCCGACGACCAGCCCCGACGUCACGCCGCGCCACAUCCCCCGGGCCCAGACGAUGGACACCCCGACCCAUCACGACUACCACCAGUCCUCUCACCUCUACUCUGACUCGGCGGACGAGGACAGCAGCAGCGUCGCCCUCCCUCCGGCCCGGCCGCCUCCGCCGGCUCACGCCCCGGCGUCCGAGCACAGCGGGAGCGACCUCAUGAAGAGGGCCGUGGCCUUCCUGCGCCGCUCGGGUCGGAGCAAGAGCGAGCAGAGCUCCGACUCGCCGAGCCGACAGCCCGUGGCGAUGAACGGUCACGCUGCCGCGCCGCCGUCCGCCGGCCACGCCCAGUCGUCGUACAUCAGCAGCGACAACGACUCGGAGUUUGAGGACGCGGAUAUGAGGAAAGAACUGCAGAAGCUGAGAGAAAAACACAUGAAGGAGAUCUCUGAGCUGCAGGCGUUCCAGAGGAACGAGAUCGAGCACCUGUACACCGGGCUGGGCAAAACGCUGCCCCCCAACGUCGGCCUGCUUCACGCCGCGCCCCCUAGUGGCCGCAGGCGCCGGGCCAGCAAGCACAAGCUGAAGGCGGGGAAACUGCUCAAUCCGAUGGUGCAGCAGCUCAAAAACAAUCUCAACACCUCCGCAGAGAGGAAAGGUGAGAGUGCCGCCAGCUCGUCCAGCUCCCCGGCUAAAAGUUCAGUUCUGUCGGACGGCUCUUCUCACUCCAGCGGCAGCUCCAGCGGCAGCAACCAGCCCGGCGCCGCCCCGGAGCAGGUCCACACCCAGCAGCCAUGUUCCCUGAAGGGCUCCUUCUCCUCGGACAACAUCUACGGCGGGCUACACGGGGACGCCACGGCCAACCAAGCCGGCCCCGGCCAAGGGUCUGCUUGCAACCCCGCCGCCUCCAAUCAGACGCAGCCGUCACUCACCGCGGCCACGCCCUCGCCGUCUCCCCAGCCAAUCACGCGGCUCGCUCAGGUCCAGACCAACAACAGCAACAACAAGAGGGGCACGUUCACCGACGACCUCCACAAACUGGUGGACGACUGGACGAAGGAGACCGUGCCGGCGGCGGCCAAUCAGCCGCGCCCCUCCCUCAACCAGAUCAAACAGCAGCGACGCCAGCAGGACCUGGAGGCCGGGGCGCCGCCCGCGGCAACAGCAGCCACACGUGAGAUGAAAUGCCACCUCGGCCCCUGCAAGUUCCAGCUGCCCAUUUCCUGCCCGCUGACCGCCGCUUUAGGCCCCGGCGGGCCGCCCGCGAGCCCGGCGCCCAACUCCGCCGCCACGCUGCCCGCCGGGUACCAUUUGCCAGCGGGCUCCUGUGGAGGGAUGGCUCCUGGUCCUCUUUACCCGCAGCAGUGGCCGGGUAUGCCGAGUCCUGUAGGGCCCAAGGGUCCCGCAAGAAUGACGCCCUAUGCCACGAUGGCGAACCCGGGGCUCCGAGCCCACCCCGACAGCGGGCCCCGUCCGAAAACCACUAGGACUACCUGAUCCGCUCACUGACAAUUUUUGUCGCCGUGUUUGGGCGCCAUCGUCCAACUUCACCCCGCUGUGGUUCACCGGAGCCACAAGUGUACAUAAUCUGAUUUUGUGAAUUACAUGACGCAAGUGUUGAUAUUCUUUAUACAACACUAUCAGUAGUUUAUGUGUGUGUGUGUGGGCGCGUGUGUGUGUACUAUACAGUGCGUGUUAAGUAUGUAUGUGUGAAUACCUAAUGCUUUUUUGGCUUUGGUUUUGACUAAACUCAGCCAUACGAGACAAUUUGUCUGCAGCCUCGAAAAAAACAACAACAAAAAACAAACAUUUUUCACUUUAUUCUUUAUUACUGCAGUUGAUUUUAUUUAUUUUUUUUGCCAUUCUCACUUUAAACACUACAUUGGAAUCCAGAUUCCAGUGGAGUGGGAUACAGUUACAAGACAGUAUUUACCAUAAAGAUAUAUUAAGGAAUGUAGUGCCUUGAACAUUGAUUUCUAGAUUAUCUUGUUCUUCUUCUGUGAAACAAAGCAUGUGUGCAUCCAAGUUAUUUUAUUUAACGGUAGCUUGAGUGCAGUUUCUUUUUUUUUUAUGCAUUACAGACACUUUUUUGUUUUUUUUGGUUUACAUAUGAAUGCCCUUGUAGAACUGCACUAUUAACACUAUGCUCUUAUUUAAAAUAAUAAAAUCAUGUUUUAACCCUUGUUUACUUUCCACCCCUGUGACAGAUGGAAUGCCAUAGUGGUGAGAUGAACCGUUGCCUUGCAGAAACAAAAUGGUUAAUGUACGACUGAUGAGAGAAAGGAAAAAUAAAUUAAAAAAAGUUUAACGCCAGCAGCCAAGACCCACUCUUUCAGGUUCAAACGGUUCGGUCGGACGCGGACUCUUGAUAAGACAACUUGCCUCGUGCUCGGAGGAAAGGCGAGAGUCCAGAGCCAUGUAUACUGUACAUCGUUCCUUCUACAGUAUAUGCCUCUGGUAGCGCUCUGAUCAGAAUGUAGCAAUUAUUAUGUGAAGGCUUCGAGGCUCAAAAAAGUGCAAUUUUUUUUUAACCCCUCCGCAAAAGCUUUGAUCGUGGCCUUUGCCACAAGCCUUAUCUCUUGACGUGUG